GCUGCUGCUGCUGCUGCUGCCAUCACCAUCCCCACAACUACCGCCACUGCCAAAGAUACACCAUGGACUUCCCACUUGACACCAACAUCGACGAGCUGGAGGACGAUCUGCUCUCCAUGCUUGAGGGCGACACCAACAUUGGCCAUGCCUUCCGCGAGAAGCGCCUGCUGGAACUGAAGCUCCAGGCCGAGCGCGCCCAGAUGAUGCAGGACCUGCAGUACGGCAAGUACACGGAGGUGACCGAGGACAAGCAGGUCCUCGAUAUGACCACCAAGCUGCCCUUCGUGGUGAUUCACUUCUACCGGUCGGACUUCGCCCGGUGUGACAUCAUGCACCGGCAUCUGGAAAAGGUGGCCAAGAAGUACACCGACACCAAGUUCGCCCGGGGAGAUGUGACCAAGCUCCCGUUCAUGGUGGAGAAGCUCCGUAUUCAGGUCCUUCCCUGUGUGAUUUUCUUCAUCAACGGCGUCACCAACGGCCGGCUACUUGGCUUCGAGGACCUUGGCAACACGGACCACUUCACGACCGAGCAGCUGGAGGCGCGGCUCCGGCAGGCCGGUGUCAUCGGCCGGCCGGGCGAGUCUCUGACCGCCGCCGUGAACCUGGCCAGCCGCGCGGCCAAGGUGCGCGACGGUGCCUACGCCGAUGCAUUUGCCAAGCGUACUUCGGGCGCCGGGUCGCUCGGUGGGGCACGGCGCUCCGCCCGCCGGGGGAUCAACUCCGACAGCGACUACUCCGAUGACGAGGACGAUUGAGCGCAAUGGCCAUGGAGCUGGCCGGCCCCUUGCCUCAUCCUUCCCUCUGUUCUCCCCUCCUCCUCCUCCUCCUC
This is a messenger RNA of Fonticula alba, 829 nucleotides long. RefSeq lists its product as hypothetical. Gene Ontology annotation, cellular component: cytoplasm. The record is from RefSeq and is a predicted model, not a curated record. The coding region runs from base 63 to 755 and encodes 230 amino acids. The transcript has 5 exons. NCBI's taxonomy places the organism in Eukaryota, Rotosphaerida, Fonticulaceae.